Melanotaenia boesemani (Boeseman's rainbowfish) is the source of this 1577-nucleotide messenger RNA. It is a transcript of the gene grxcr1a, whose product is annotated as glutaredoxin and cysteine rich domain containing 1 a. The transcript has 4 exons. Gene Ontology annotation, biological process: sensory perception of sound. The record is from RefSeq and is a predicted model, not a curated record. Bases 40 to 930 code for a protein of 296 amino acids. NCBI's taxonomy places the organism in Eukaryota, Metazoa, Chordata, Actinopteri, Atheriniformes, Melanotaeniidae.
GCAGAGUAUUGGACUAUGUAAUGUGGCAAAGGGUUUGCAAUGGAGGGGACAGUGCUGACAGCAGGAGCGGAGAAGCCACAGAAGCGGGUAAGGUUCCGCGUGGCUUCGGGGAACAGCGGCCGGGUGCUGAAGGAGAUGUUCAAGGAUGAAGGGCCUUCAGACUCACUGGAUUCAGACUGCACCAGCAGUUCCGAUGCUGAGCGAGCCAGUACACCCUCUACAAGUGGAGAUGCACACGGACACCUGUAUGGUUACUUGGGCUCUGAGCUGGACGACAGUGAGAGCGAGCCCGAUGACCUGCUCUUGUAUGCAGGGGCCACGAAGGACUGGAUGUUCACCACCAAAAGGGUCAACAUUCUCAGUAAAAAUGGGACUGUGAGAGGGGUAAAGCACAAAGUCAGCGCAGGUCAGACGCUGUUUGAAAACCUUCCUAAUUCCAACAGCAUGGAGUUAUCUCUUGAGUUUGGGCGAAUAGUUAUCUACACCACGAGUUUCCGUGUGGUGAGGACAACUUUCGAGCGCUGCGAGCUGGUUAGAAAGAUCUUCCAGAAUCACAGGAUGAAGUUUGUGGAGAAAAACAUCGCCCUGGACAUCGAGUACGUGAAAGAGUUGGAGGAGAGGUGCAGGCGUGUGGGUGAACCUCCUUCAUUACCAGUGGUAUUCAUUGAUGGACAUUACCUUGGGGGUGCUGAGAAAAUACUAAGCAUGAAUGAAUCAGGAGAGCUGCAAGAUCUUCUGACAAAAAUUGAGAGGGUACAGCAUCCCCAGACGUGCCAGACCUGCGGGGGCUUUGCCUUCAUCCCGUGCCCAAUGUGCCAUGGCAGCAAGAUGUCUGUGUUUCGCAACUGCUUCACGGAUUCUUUCAAAGCCCUCAAGUGCACUUCCUGCAAUGAGAAUGGCCUGCAGCCCUGUGCAAGCUGCAGCCAGUGAGGAUGUUAAGUGCCUGGACAGACAUCCCUCCUUUUUUUCUUCAGGACCGGAACUAGAACUCUACAGCAACACAGGCGAUGAAAUGCAUCAGGAAUCUUCUUCCAUGGCCAUUGUAGCAAAGAAAAAUGAAAAUUUCUAAUAAAAUUUGUGAACUUGUUGAUAUGAGUAUGUUGAAUCUUGAUGCAACUUAUGAUCUGGUGCUAUGGUGUUAAUGUGUACACAAUUCUCAUUUAAAAUAGUUAGUCUGGGACUGAUUAGAGAGAAAAAUAAAGUCCACUGUGGGGUCAUGAACUAAUCCGUCCUCUGGUAUAGUAUAUAAGCUUGUUAGUGAGGAGGCUACUUAAUUAACAAUUCUCUCCUCACUAAUCCCAUAUCAGACACAGUUGGGGAUAGCAGACACUCAGGACAAACAGUGAAAGUCAGGGAAUCAGUUUCCAGACAGCAGAAGGCAGGAAACUGGAACUUCUUUCCCAACAGGGCAAACACACCAUUUGUACCUGUCUUAAAAUAAAAACAUAUAAUACUGUGCAAAUAUUUUAAUCCCUUUAUGCAUUUGUCAUGCAGUAACAUUAUUGAGCUCAUAAUUUAUCUGUCAUGACAAAACUGGGUCCUGUGACAUCUUCAUGGACUGAAACUUUCAAAGUAUU